AUGCCAAAGGGAAAAGACAAGGCUGCCAUGGAUCUCGCCAGUCAAAAGGUCAACGAAUCCCCCCUUGAGGCCCAAUCCCGCAAAGAUGGGAAUUUUGACGAGGCCGAAGCCAAAUUACCCAAACGCUGGAGCAAGACCGAAAUGAGCUUCAUCGACAAAGGCACCAGUCUGUUGGGUUCGAAGAACCCCUUCGGCAAGAAAGCGGACCCCAAGGACAACAUAGUAUGGCUCCUGGACAACACAGCAUACAGACCGAUCAAGCCGGGAAGAGACGCUGCUCAGCCUUGGCAAUCUGAAUUUGUGGCUUGCUUCUUUCGUGAGGGCCGAAAAGAUUUGACCAAAUAUGUUAGUGCCAUUGCCGACAUGGUGGGAUUGGAUGGCAAGGCUGGCAGUGAUGAUGCGGCCAGACAGAGGAUCGCGGAACGUAUCAAGCCCUUUGUCAUGGCCGUUGCUCCAGCACGCACAAUUCAGAUCAAGAUUCCCUGCCCAGGUCCCACCGGAAUCCCCCACAAACGCGUUCUGGGACCCUCAAACCCCAAUGGGAUCAGCAGCCAAACCUUGCUCACGGGUGGUGCUGAUGACGCCGACGGGAAGGUGGUGGUCUGCACCAGCGAAGGCGAUAUCUUCCCAACCCUGAAAUCCAAUACACGAUUUGUCGGCCCCGAAGGCUGGGCUGUCAUUUCAGAUAUCGAUGACACAGUGAAAGUGACGAUGACUCCAAGUCCCACUGGUAUCCUGCAGUCCACCUUUGCCGACAUCCCAAAGACCACACCGGGGAUGCCAGAAUUCUACAAGGUCCUCAAUGAGUCUUUGAAAUGUCCCGCUUGGUUCUAUCUGUCAGCUUCUCCGUAUAACCUGUACCCAUUCCUCCAGGACUUCCUCAGCACCAACUAUCCGCAAGGGACGCUCAUCCUGCGUGAUGCCUCGUGGAUGUAUCUAGGCGGCCUCUUGCAAUCUCUCACUCAAGGUGUCAAAGAAUACAAGACUGAUCGCAUCGAAAAGAUCCAAUCCUGGCUUCCAAACCGCAAGUUCGUCUGCAUCGGUGAUUCAACCCAAUCAGACCCAGAAGCGUACGCUGUGAUGUAUGCCAAAUAUCCUGACUGGAUCAAGGCGAUCUACAUUCGGAAAGUUAUUGAAGCUCCUCACAUGGAAGCCAAGAACAAGAACCAAAGAUUCAUCGACGCGUUCAAAGAUGUUCCCGACCAUAUCUGGAGGGUGUUUGUGGACCCGAAAGAAUUAGCGGACCACAUCAAACAUGUAGCCGGCGUUGCACAUGCGGGUAUGGUUGGAAAUAUGCUAGGUCUAUAG
Molecule: messenger RNA, 1308 nt
Organism: Cladophialophora psammophila CBS 110553
Lineage: Eukaryota; Fungi; Ascomycota; Eurotiomycetes; Chaetothyriales; Herpotrichiellaceae
Exons: 2
Coding region: 1-1308 (435 amino acids)
Cellular component (GO): actin cortical patch
Molecular function (GO): phosphatidate phosphatase activity
Source: RefSeq, a predicted model, not a curated record